Messenger RNA from Ogataea philodendri, 738 nucleotides. RefSeq lists its product as uncharacterized. Lineage: Eukaryota; Fungi; Ascomycota; Pichiomycetes; Pichiales; Pichiaceae. The record is from RefSeq and is a predicted model, not a curated record. The transcript has a single exon. The coding region runs from base 1 to 738 and encodes 245 amino acids. Gene Ontology annotation, molecular function: oxidoreductase activity, acting on the CH-OH group of donors, NAD or NADP as acceptor.
AUGUCUAAUUCAACUACAUACUUUAUCGCCGGCGCAUCAAGGGGCCUCGGACUGGAAUUAAGCACUCAGCUUGCCAAGACUUCAAGCAAUAAGAUCUAUGCUACAUACAGAACCAAGUCCACUGCCCAGGGUCUGUUUGAUCUUGCUGCUGCCCACAACAAUGUUGAGCUAUUGGUCGUUGACUUGAACUCCGAAGAGUCUAUUGAAUCCCUCAAACUUCCUGAUGAAAUUGAUAUUGUCAUAAUGAACGCAGGUAUUGCAGACUCAUACUACCCUGUGUUGGAGGCAAAACGUGAUAGCUUCUUACGCCACUUCAUUACCAAUGCUGUCGGACCAAUUACUCUAUUCCAACAGGUUUUUCCACACCUGUCUCCUUCUGCUAGAGCGUAUUUCAUUUCAAGUUUUGGAGGAUCGAUCACUGGUGAUGUCCCACUCGCUGUCAGUGCAUAUGGUGCAUCUAAGGCAGCAUUAAACUAUUCUGUCAAAAAACUCAGUGUUGAACAGCCAAACAUUACCUUUGUCCUAGUUCACCCUGGCGUUCUCAGAACCGAUAUGGGCGACUAUGGAAAGAAAGCCGUUGCAGGUGACAACAAAGAGCUUCAGGCAAUGUUUGAUGGAAUGAGUGUCCCUGCAGAGGUCAGUGCUGCUGGCGUCAUCGAGGUUGUUGACACCUUUAACAAACCCUCAGAUACAGGAAAGUUUGUCGACGCUCUUACCAAAUCAGAGCUCCCAUUUUAA